AGAAUAUUGUAAUUUUAGCGAAGCAAUGGCAAAAUAAUGGAUUGUAAAUGAUGACGAUGGAAUACAAUCAUCUGUGAAGUGGUGUUGGGUGUUGUGGUGAUGGUGUGGCCGCGUCCAGUAAGCGGUAACUUCAGUUUACUGAAUCAGGCAACAAUAUAUGUUGCUCACUCAAAGUGCAUCGCAAACACAAGGGUUUGCGAUGCAUAAUACGGAGUAGUACAGAGCCUCGUACCACAGGCCUUCCCCUCUUCCUUCCCUGUGGCUGUAGUCACUCUCCCCUCACCCUCACUGCUAGCUUAACUAUCACCAUCUCUCCCACACUCUAAUAUACAGAGCUCAAGGACAGCAACGUCUUUCUAUAGCUCUAUUGGCUCUGUAAGAAAUACAUAUUUGAUGGAUGGAGGUUAUAUGAAGAUAAUAUCGGCGUUGAAACCCUUAGAGAAGGCAUCUUGCUAGCAGCGGUGCACGCCAUCUCUGUGGAGUUUGUGAUACUAAGGCAAGAAAUGUUUGGAGUGUGUUGAGAGAGGCGAGGAGCAGAGGGGGUGAAGUCCAGGCCAAGUGUGUUGAAGUGUUGACCAGCGUCUUAAGGCGCCAUGGUGUCGACGCUGCACAUCACUCUCAGCUGCAACCAGCCGGGCGCUCAGUGCCUGGGGAGGAGCCUCUCCUGCGAGGAGACUAAUCUCUUGGGCUACGGUGCCACUCCGUCCCUCACUGCUACGUCCAGGAACACCUCCCUCUCCACCUCCAGCGUGUUCGGCACACCUUCUCCUUAUACACGAGUCUCCAAACCUUCGUCGACACAGAAUCUGUUGGCGCCGACGCCCUAUAGCCCAAGCUCGUGUGUCAAAUCAGCCUCAUGGUCGCCAGUGAGAUUUAACCCAGCAGAACGCGUGAAAAAUUUCGGUAGUCAAACAGCAGCGUGCAGAACCGGACGUAGAGUGAACCCAGACAAAGGUGCAGUGACGGAGGGUGACGCCGCUAGCCUUGUAGGGGUUAACAAUCCUUGUGGUAACAAGUUGGCUCUUGUGCCGCCCACUCUGGUAUCACACUGGUCUUCCGCAGACACCUCCCUCCAGGACUCCACCAAGUUCACUCGGGUGCCAUUCCUCAAUUCUAUUUGUAAGUCUUCAAGUGCUAGUCAGGUCCCGUCCCCAAGUGCUUGUCAAGAGUUCUCUGCUGGUGCGCCUCAGCGGUUAUCUUCAAGCUUCUGCCAAAGGCCUUUCACCGCCGCUACCCAGCGACCAUCUCCAAGUGCUUCCCAGUGGCCUGUUAACGCCACCAGAAGGCCGUCUACCUCCGUUACCGAGACUCCACCUCACAGUCUAGCCCUAGGAACAUCCUCCUCCCUUACCCAAGGAUUAUUUAGUUCUCAAGAACCAUCUAAAUCUGUCCAAAACCCAUCUAGAUCUACAGAAGGAAAAUCGGGAUCUUCCCAAUGGCCUUCAACUCGAGAACUAUUCAGAAAUGACCCAGAACCCUCGAGAUCUAGCCAAUGGCCAACUAAAUCACCCCAAUGGUUAUCUAGGUCCUCACAGGGAUUAUCUAGACCUGUUCAAGAAUUAUCUAGCGAGGCCCAGCGGCUCUCUUCACACGGGAUCGAAGGGCCAUCUCUUGUGACUAAAAAAGGCACAUCUACCUCAUCUUUCAAAAAACUAUCUACGUCUACUCAAGCUUCGUUAAGAUCCAUCCCGGUACCUCUUAGCACUGUUGACCAACCUACGUCUACCCCAGGGCCAUCUACCACAACUCAGGAGGUAUCUACUUCUAUCCAACGGCCAUUGAAUGCUACCCAAAAGUCAUCUAGAUCUAUCAAGAUAGAACCUAGCACUACCGAGAAGUGUUCUAGUGCUACCCGGUUAUCUAGCACUACUGGGCAGCCCAACUCUACCCAGGAUCUACCAAGUGUUACAGAGGGCCCCACUACCCAGGGCCACUUAAACGCUACCAAAGGGUCAUCUAGAUAUACCCAGAGGCCAUCUAAGUCUAGCCAGAAAUCAUAUCCCGCUGCUGCAAGAGAAUUUCUCCAUAAUGCUCUAGGAUCGUCAGCUAGCUCUACCCAAGUACCAUCUACCAAAGAACCAUCUACCAAAGAACCACCUACGAGCUCUACCCAAGUACCAUCUACCAAAGAACCACCUACAAGCUCUACCCAAGUACCAUCUACCAAAGAACCACCUACAAGCUCUACCCAAGUACCAUCUUCUACCAGCUCUUCCACAGGACAAUCUGCCGGUGAUAUCAAAGAAUCUCCUCCCAGCAUCACCCAAGGAACAUCUCCUAGUGCCACAAAGAAGCAGCUUCUGGGAGACACUGCCUGGCUCUCCGUCAGCGUCCCCAGCUCCGUCUCCAGCACGUCUCCUGUGUCUCCCUCCACUCCUUGGAGACAUGUCCCCAGUCGUCUCAACCCAAUCUCCUUCCAACGCUUCGAGAACAGCGUGCAGGGAGGUGGUGGGAGUAAAGGCGUGGGCGGGGGUGUGAUGGAGGAUGGCGCCGCCCUCGCCUCCGUAGCUGCCCGUGUCUCCUCCUCCGCUCCGCGUAAAGCCAACUCUCUUCCUGGUUAUUACAGCCGUGGCUCCUCGCAUCAACCCUCCUUCCGCGAGGCCUUCAACACCAGCAAGAGCCCGACACCGCCUGUCCGGCAUGAUGCUGCCCCUGCUGCCCCGCCCCGGGGACCAACCAGCCCCCGGGCGACCAGAGUCUCUGCCCUCAUGCCUAGCGUUACCCUCCAACAGCGCCAAUUGCAACAGCAACGCUCAAUACAACAACAACAGCAGCAGCAACAACAACAACAGCUGCAGCAACAACAACUGCAGAAGCAACAGCUGCAGAAACAGCAGCAACAGCACCUGCAGCAGCAACAACAGCAGCAGCUGCAGCAACAGCAACUACACCAGCCACAUUAUCAGGAACUGCAAAAACAACAACAACAGCUGCAGCAAAAUCAACAACAAAGAGCUCAGCAGCAGCAGAAAAAUCAGCAACAGCAGAGGUUGCUUCAACAACAGCAGCACGAACAACAACAAAAGCAAAAACAACAGUUGGUGCAACAAACACAAAGAGAUCAGAAGCAACAAAGGCAGCAGCGGCAGCAAGAACCAACUCCAGGCAAACCCACACCUCAGUUAGAAAAGAAGAAGCGAUCUCUUCUGAGUGGUAUUUUCAGGCGUCGGAAAAAGGAGGUAAGCAGCAGCUCUAGCAGCAACACCAGCAAUAGUGACAGUGAGGAGCCACCCCAACGGAGAACAUUUCUUCGUCGUCGAACAAAGAAAAAGGAGGCCAAAGAAAAGGAGCCUUCUCUUCCACCUGCCACUGCAGAUGCUCCAACUCUGGGCAAUGCGCGGGUCACGGCAGAUGAUUUUCCUGGGCAGAGUAUAGAGCCUCGUACGCAGGAGAUCAACACGAUGUUACUGGCGGAGAACAACAGCAGACGGGUGAGAGUGGCGACCACCACUACGGGGAGUCUGGGCAGGGAUACACAGCCAUUAGGUAUUCCCCUGUUGAUGCCACAACCAGGCAAACUUUCAAAAAUUGGGGUUUCUGCAUCACAUGAUUCUUUACCAGUGAGUCUGGGAUCAUGGGGAGGGGGUGGCUCCCAUGCUUCCCUUGGGUACUAUUCAGGAGGAGGGAUGGGCACGCGCAGCUCCAGCACAGACACCAUAAGUAAAAAAGAGCGUCGAGAAGCCCUUAAGGCACGAGUGGAGCGACUACGUGACAAGUUCAAGGAUACAAGUUCUGAUGAGGAGAAGGCAUCUGUGUCAUCACAUUCUAUGUAUGGCAGCGAAUAUAGUCUUUCUAAAACAAAUUCUCUGAGCAGACGUACAAGAGCAGCGCGAACUGAACGGUUCCUCAGGAGGAAGUCUCAGGAGCUGGAGACUCUACGUAAUGAGACUGAGAAGGACCGCCGAAAUCGUGAAGUAGUGCAAGCCAGAAUUGAAGAAAUCCAGCGAGUGCGUGAAUUUGAAGCUGAGAGAAAUAAAAUUAAUGCUGAAAAGCAACAGAUCCCAGACAAAAGCAAGCCAAAAUGGUCAGCAAAGCUUGUGUAUCAGGAAUCAAGUGAAUACGAGUCGUCGGUUCUCUUACGAACACCGUCAGUGAGUCCAGCAGCAAGCCCUCACAUGAAGGCUAAAUUCCAGGGCCACAUUCCACCCAAUACCACUAAUGCCAAGGAAGCUGUGACUAUGAGACAAAAGCCACAAACGCCACACAUGUCUGUGACCGUCUCAUUAGCUCCUCCAUCUGGGACACAAAUGAGAAGAAGCUUUCAAGAUUUUGAAACACCAUUUCAGAAUGAUCUUAGAGGUCACCGAAGUGCCUCAUAUGAUAGUAAUAUCAAUAGAAAUUCCUUUUUAAUGCAACCACCAUCCGGAUUUAAUUGUAGUGGUGCUCAAACUGCUAAUGUAAUACCACAAAGCAGGUCUGGUCAGAUCCCUCCUGCUCCACCUCCCAGAGACAGAAGCAGGAUAAUGUCACCAGGAGAUGGCAGGCCGAUGUCAUUUUCCUUUGAGAACCUUAACCAUGAGACCCAGCGCCCAAAUUCGAGUCAAUCAAGCAUGAGUAACUUUACAAAAGGUUCCAGUCCCAGUCCAAGCAUUCGUUCUGUGCCGGCUUACCUGGGUCCAAGACCGAGCAAUCAGCUUAUUGGACAACCGCCUCCUAUGGUACCCAACCGGCGUUCCUUCUCUGAACUGGAAUUAUCUCCCCAGCAACAAAUACAAACAAAGUCCAACUCUGGGGCUCCACCUUCGAGACCAGCACCUCCAAUGUAUCCAUCAACACAGUAUAGAUACACAGACCAGCCUCCAAAAUCCUUUCAACAGAACCAAUGUUGUAGAGUUCAACAACAACAGCAGCAACAGCAGCCAUUGCAACACACUCAAAACCAGACCUCCAACCCUCAGCUGUUCUACACUGACCAGGCACCUCAGUAUGCUAAAAUUGUCCCUAUUAGCAGUGUGCCUCCGUCUCCAUCAUCAGAUUAUUCCUCCUACAUGAGUGACAACAGUGUUAGACUACAGCAAGCUAACACAAUAUGGAGACAAAGGGAACAGGAAAUAAAGAACAAAAUAACAGCUAUGCAGAGUGUUACUUCUCAAGUUUUGAGCGACUCUUCACGCUCUAACAGUCCUAAACUGGAUGGUUAUUGUUCCAAUGGUGUGGCAUCAUCUCCGGUGACACAGCACACUGAUGACACCUAUGGUAUUAUAGAAUCUAAAAAGCCUCGCCCUCCGCCUCUAACUUUGAAGCAAGCAGAAUCUCUCAGCUCACUCUCUGGUCAGAGUGAUGUCUCCAGUCCAGUUCCAAAAGCUCCAGAUUCGGAUUCCAGCCAAAGUAGUCUAGCCAGGGAAAAGAAAAAGCUUAUUCAGAACAGACCACUCUCCAUGGUAUUGGAAAAGUCUGAGUCAGGUGAGAAAGAUUCUCCCCCAAAUACCCCGAAGUCACGGCCGCAACCUCCGAGGAGAGGAAGUAAGCAGCUGACCACCCCGGGCCGAGAGAUCACAAAACGACAAAUGCUGCAGGAGAUCAUGAAACAUAAAUUAGAACACCCGCAGGAAAAAACCUAUCAGAAGGAGUUUGAAGAAAUGUACAGAAAAGAGAAAGAAAGAUUAGAAAGAAGCAAAUGCAGCAAUUUUGAGGAGGCACUUAAAGAGCUGGAAGAAAUCUAUGCCAGUCUAAAGUUGGACAGUGAAGACCUCCUGGACCGAGCAGAACGUAGGGACUUACCCGUGCAGCACCAGAAGCUGAAAGAAGAUGGGCAAGAUAUGCACGACUCCAUUAGCGAAACUGGAGAGGCAGAUUCUACAGCACACGGCCGAGGGAGAUCACGAACACCAAAACUGAGGAGGGCUGGAGUGCCUGAUGUGAAGGCCGAUGACAUGCACUACCGCCGGUGCCAGCAGAGCACACGUAACCAGCCUGACGUGCAGAAGGCGCUGCAGAUGACAGGUAGCUACUUGCUGGUAUCUGCAGUUCAUGUCCCACCAACUGAUAUUGAUAAAAAUGUGCCAAAGGACCCAAUGUUAGAGGGGCAACCAGAUAUUGUAUAUGAUGAUGUAUCAUAUAGAAAUAUCAAGCAGGCUAACUCCAUAAAGGUUAUAGAUCCACAACCACCAUUUGGAAUCCCAUUGGGACCAACUACCCAAGGAUCCCCAAGUGAUUAUUUACAUGUGACUCCGAAGGAGAACUAUAGGCCCAAGAUGAUUGCCAGGAAAGAACCAGAUAUAACUAUGGAUGAUUUAGCAUUUAGAAAUCUUCGAAAAGAACAAAGGGACCAAUCCAACAAGGAAGUAAAUGUCGCUGAGCUGGAUGAGCUCCUAUCGGAAGCCAAUAAUGAAUCUCCAGUGUACAGAAGGAAAACAGUUCGCUCAGCAUCAGCUGACCGAGCACACUCCUUGAGGGGAGACACUUCAGACAGUGCAAGCAACAACAUUAAUGAUAGACGGUUAAAGCUACAGACACCAAGACGAGUGAAACAUCAAAAUGAAGCACGCCGAUCUGGUCGCUUCUUUGGCAACGAUGCUGUAGGUGACAGCGAAACUACCAAAACAACUAACGCUCACAGUCCUCGCCACAACCCCAGCUGGCUGGAGCGAGCCCACUUGCUAGACAACAAAUGGGAUAACCUUAGCACAAAUAAUUUAAGUACUAGCACUGAGACCCUGACAGAACUGUCGUCGGUACGAGCCGUGUCACAGCCAGACAUACGGCAAGCGAUAAUUCGUGAGGCUCGAAUACCACCCGGAGGACCCCAGAACAUUGGUUUCGGACCUCAGACGGUUACGGUUACUGCCCUGACGACUGCCACCACGGCCAGCGUCACCAUCGCCACCAUAACAGCACCUAAGAUAGUGACAGUGCAAACCAUACAGAGCGCCCCUGUGUCACCUGUUGUGGUGGAGAGGAAGCCACCAUACCGGCCCCUAGACACUAUCUUCAACAACAAGGCCAAACCUUUCUACUUGGCAGAUGCCAAACCCCAGACUCAACAUCAUCAAGAUCACGUUGAUAUAGCAAAGCUCGAUGCUCUCAUAUCCACACUCUCCAAGAUCGACAAUAAUGAAGACAUGUCCGAUGCGUCUUCCGUAACUUCCAAAAACACCGAUGAACCACCGGUCACAGACUUUGAUACUCAGGAACUCAAAAUAAAGGAAGAACCCACUUAUGAAAACGUAUUUGAGCCCCAAACCAUUGUGUCACAAUCCACUGCGAGUCAUAGUAUACAGAACGAAAAGACCAGUGCCAAAGUGAAUAUCGGGAAGGCCAUCAGGUUGUCCAUGGCCUUGGAGUCUUAUAGCAGUGAAGGCGAGAGGGACGACCAUUUGGACCACGACGCCUCGCCGCACCGCACUGGAAAGGGUCGCUCGCCGCUGAAGGAGGCGCAGAAGGGUAGUGACGGGGAGCGUCCCAAGGAGAGACAGAGGAGGAGCGAGUCUGAGAGACAUAAGCCGAAGGACAGGCCGAAGGAGAGACAGAAGGAGCGGCCCUCUGAGGCUGAAAAACUGAAGGAAAGGGAGCGAAAGGAUAAGAAAUUGGAGUAUGAUCGGCUGAAGAUCGGUGAUAGGGAGAGACAGAGAGCAGCUAAGGCGCAGGGAAGUGAAGAGAAGGAACGUAGGAGAAAGUCGCAGGAGAGGGAGAAGAGAAAGUCUCUGGAAGAUCGUGAGAGGAGAAGGAAGAGUGAAGAGAGAGAGAGGAGGAAGAGUGUGGAGAGGGAACGAAAGAAGAGCAUAGAACGAGAGAAGAGGAGAAGCGAGGAGAGAGACAACCGAAGGCACCCAGAGAAGCAGAGACAGGGAGAAGAGAGAGAGAAGAGGAGAGAGAAGCAGAGACCAGAGAACGCCGACGAUGGGAGGCCAGGCUCGCCAGAGAAGACAAUAAGCAGUAGCAGCAGCAACAGCAGCAGCAGCAGGAGGAGGAUGGUGCAGCAGAAGAGCAGCGGGGCCGGUGCUGGGGGCGGGUCACGCACCGACCUACCGGAGGCCGAGCAGGCCGAGCGGGCCGAGCAGGAGCGAAGGGAGAGGAUACAGAGAUACAAGGACGAGCGCCGCAAGCAAAUCGCUGCCAGGUAUGGGACAGCGGAGUGGUCUUCGUCGGAGGAGAGUGGCGGGGCGGGCGAGGAGUCGUCCUACUUGGCCUACCGCAGGAGGCGGCGCCGGGGCCGCGAUGUUGACACCUCCUCCACCGAACUCUCUCCCCUCGACGCCACCUCCAGAGUCCAAGAGAACGGGUCGUCGCUUGAGGGCCGUGGGCGGCGGGCGGUGGGCGGGUCGUCGUCUGAGGAUGUGGUAAUGGGCGUGAGGUCCACCCGUACCUCUCGCCUUCGCCACGCCGCCCUCUCCUCCUCCUCCAACAACAACAACAACAAUAACAACCUCAUUAAUAACAACUCCAGCUCCGCCCAAGACGUCGCCAGAGACCCCGCCACGCCCGCGCACGAGAAGGCCGCCGCCUCCCCUGACCAAGCCUGUCACAAGCGUGUUCCAGACCAGGGCGUGGGCGGGGACUCCGCGGACUCUACACUGAGCGGUAGUGAUGGACGUGGCGGACGGCGGCGACGACAGAGCGUUGAGGACAGAGAUAAGUCCCACAAGAGGAAGUCCAAUCUUAACCGGUCGGCCAACAGCGAGGAACCCGCGGCCGACGUCUUCGCCUCGCUCCGUCCCACCGACGCUAAUGAGGAGACUCCAAGACGUCGGCGUCGUCGCGGGCCGCCAUCGCCGGUGAGCGCCAGCCUCUCUGGAGCAGGGGCCGAGCCUCUCAAAACUCCUGAAGUGGUGUGCCAUGUGGUGUCACGCCUCGGGCCCCCAUCUAGCCCGCCCACCCAUCCGCCCGCACAACCCUCGCCGCCGCCCACUCGCCGUCACCCGUCCCCACAGCCUACUCUCCCAGCCCAUACCUUCCAGCCCAUCCAGCCUGCCCUACCCCAAGACACAACACACUCGGCGCCCUCCACCCUUGACUCACGCUCAAGGUUCGCACCCGACGGCGAGACUCGCCGUGUGAGUAGCGCACUUGGGGAGCGUUCGGAAACGGAAGAAGGAUUUGUGCGGAAAGUACCACCGAAGCUAGCACCUCUGCGAAAACCCGAGAUCCCGGAUGUAUUGCGGCCUAAAGACACGACUGGCCUAGCGUCGCCAGGCGUUGUCAACACUCCCCCAAAUUCCAGACCAUCGUCAGUGGUGCUAGAGAAACCACCACUUGCUCCUGAAGGACAGAGACCUGCAGCUGUUCGUUCCUCCUUGAGGAAGCCUUCAGAUACUGGCACUUGUUUUAUGGCAGCUCGUCGAGAGAAGCGUGACGAAACGAAGCCCGAGAACAUCUUCCGAGAACUUCAACAACGACCAAGGAAAGGAGACAGACUUUCAAAAUCCGACAUGAAUCUAAAGAUUGAGUCUAGUUAUUCUGGUAAACAGAGUGAUUCUCUCUCACCUGGAGGCUCGGAUCUAGACGCCUCUGGAGCUAUUUCCUCGCCAACAAUGCCCACGAAUGGCGAUACAGUCAACUCAGAGUUAAUGAGCAGCCGCCUAGAGGCCCUUACAGCUCGAGCGAGAGAGACCAUAGAAAGGGUAGACCGUCUUGCCAAUGACAGCCCACCACCACUCCCUGAGACUAGCCCGCCGGAGGACAGUGCCGACAAUGUGGUUCAUGAAUGUGAGGAAUAUCUUACUGUGAAUGCCAGUCGAAAAGAGUCGACCGUAGGUGUUAGGCCUCGAGAGACUAGUGCAGCUGAUUCCCGCGGUGAUAGACUUCAGGCUCCAGCUGUUAUGAAGGGUGUUGUGUCUGACACGGGUCAGAAAAACUGGGUCGGGGGCUCUGAAGGACGUGGUAAAGAAAGUAAGCGGGUGGCUAUGGAAAAAGAAAUGAACAGAGAUAAUAAACGUGAUUCUAGCCAAGUUGCAGUUCAAGAAAAAGUAACUGCUGCCUCCGCAGUGCCUUCAGGGCCCCCGGAUCAUGGUGCCUUGAUAAAUGACAAUAUAAAACCUCCACCAGAAGAAGUAGUGCAUGGUCUUCAGCAUGAAGGAUAUGACGACGAAGACCUAGGCUCUCCCGACUCUUCUCAGAUAAGAAGCCCGGACCACCGUAGCAACAAGCGCAGUUCAAGACGUUGUUCUCUGGAUGGCGACACUUCACGCACUAACUCUCCAGAUCCCCACUCUAUUCUGAAGCGGCGCUCUUCUCGUGAGGAUGUUGCCAACGACCGGCCAACUACACCAGAGCCACACAGUAUACUCAAACGGAAAACAAGCUCACGUGCAUCAAGCAUAGACACAAUAGAGGGCGAGCCAAGACCAAUAUUAAAGAAAAAGAGUAGUAUAGAAGAGCUUGAUCAUUUUGAACCAAGACCUAUAUUGAAGAAAAAGUCUUCUACUGACGAUGAGCUUGAUGACAGACCUCGGUCAAUUCUCAAAGGUGGACGCAGUAGAGAGGACCUUGACCGGGUUGACUGUGUCACUAUUCUUAAAAGGUCGCCGAGGUGCGACAGUGAAGGAGAGGGAGAAUUACGACCGAUUCUAAAGAGGCGAGAGACAACUGAUGGUGUGAGACUGAGGCUUCACGUGUCUGAUGGGGAAGAUGUGGAGAGUGAAGCGCCCAGUGUGAGAAUGAGAAGUGACUCUGCCCCCGAGGCUGUGAUACGUAUUAGAGGGCGCUCUCCUCCUGCACCAUCUGCUACUCCUUCACAUGGAAUUUUAAAGAAACGCGGUGCACAAUCACCAGGCCGCUUUGAUCAAAUGGAUAGUGAAUUGGGAGCAAUCCUGCGUUCUCGGAGGUCACAAGGCCCCGAGGACAAUGAUAAAGAGAAUGACAUGACAAAUCGCCCAGUUAGUCCUUCCCUUGUUGCACUGAUCAGAAGAGAGGACUCGGCUAGUAGAUCUGGAGAGCGGCCACUGAGCGUAGCUGAAAGAGUAGCUGGCAUGGAAGCUGGCAGACAGGAACCUCCGCCCGUUCAACACUCUCCCACUCCUUCCCGAAGUCCUGGUGCUAGGCCCAAGGUCACGCCGUCCUUCUUUGAACGUCCUCAGACACCCACUGACAGGGAGAGGGAGAAUCGAAGAAACAGUGCCUUUGGCCUUGUGGCUGAUCCCUCGCCUGUUGACAGCAUAGAAGCCAUUAACGAAGCUUUUUUGGACCGUCCAGUAGUUGAAGCUUACAAUAGUGCAAUGUCUUCUGGCUGUGAUACAACCCCUGACACACCUUCUUCAGUAUCACAGAGAGCUGCUUUCUUUGCACAACUGGAGCGCGAGCAGACCUCGUCUGACGGCACGCCUGUGGUUUCCAGCCGUAGCACACGCUUUAGCAGCAGAAGAGACCGGGGAACCAGAUUUGAGAAGAUAGCGAACUUCUUUGAAAUGCAUGCAACACAGCCUGUAACGGACGAUGAGGUGAGCCAAGCUGCAAGGCUGGCCGAUGCAUCAGAUUCUGCGUCGGCUUCUCACGAUUCAGACUCGGCUCCUCCACGUAGAGGCUCACUGCCAUGGAAGAGUGGCACACAAGGAGAUUCUAGUAGCAGUCACCACAGCAAACACAAGAACGGCAGCAGUAAUAGCGUGGGUGCCCGUGUAGCUCUUUGGACAAAGAGACUGGAGGAGGAGCGUUUAUCAGCUCCAACUCUUGAUGGGGCCCAGGCCAUAAGACGUCGUUCCCGUUCUGCACGCUUCAAGACACAGCCGGUGACAUUGGAGGAGGUGGCCCAUGCACAUGCCUUUAACAGCCAGAAUGUCAGCACCACCACAGGAACCCCUGAGGAACAGGAACUAGCGAGUGGUUUUCGUGCUGCUCGUGAUGCAGUUUUGAGGAAUGCUGGUGAGGUGAUGCAGGGACUUACUCCCGGCUCCUCACCAAGACGACGCCCUACAAGCAGGAAAACUUCUCUUAAUGAACCUGAUGAAGAAUACUCGUCAGAUCCAGUGCGAGGUAUCCUGAAACGUGAUGGUUCUGGAGGCUCACGAGAAGCACAGCGGGACAGUCCUCGAUCUAUCCUCAAGCAUUCUUCUUCCGACUCUCGUCGGGCCUCUUUUUCAGAGUCUGAACAUCCAAGGGGAAUUCUAAAAUCUGAUAGUCCUUUACCACCUUCCAUUGGAUCUCCAGAGCAUGAAGCUAAACUGCUUAGGGGUGUGCUGAAGAAGGAUUCAAGCUUGGAAGACUCCAAAGAAAUUAAAUCUAUUUUGAAGCCUGAAUCUGAGAGCCUAGAGCCAGACCAUUCCUCUGAUUCAUCCUCAGAUGAUGUGACCCUCACCACAGCCAACACACCGCAAGGACCAGAAUGUGAUAUAGCAGAAUCAAUCCGGGACAUUGAUCCUAUUCGACAUAAGGAUGACUCGCACAAGAGUGAUACCCCACACAAGGUUGAUCCCUAUAAGACGGAACAUCACCGAGCAGAUCUUGCAGAAGCAUUAAGACAGGUCGAACCAAUUAAGUCUAAGGAUGACCUUGCCGAAGCCUUGAGACAGAUUGAACCCAUCCAUUCAAAGGAACGCAGCAGAGAAAAGGAAGACAAGGGAAAGGACGAGACGCAGACGAUCGGUGUUAGAGAAUUCUCAUCAUCCACGAAGGCGACAUCUAGCAUGACAACCAUGGUAACAAUGGCAGCAACUGUAUCGUCCUCAUCUGCAGCUACAACAAACUCUUCAUCCUCAACCUCUGAAAGUGAACACAAGACCAUCAAGAAUGAGACUGUUGUUAGACGUAGAAAUACGCACUCCAGACGAUAUGAUGAGCGCCGGAGCAUGGUGGAGCUGCGCGACUUGGACCAACAGGAGGCGCCUGAAGACGCCGUCGAGGUCUCCCGCCAUGACACCAGCGAGUCCUCGUCCUCCUCAGACUCCGCCGACGGCCUGGUGAGGACCUCUCGGACAGUCCACACCAGGUCCUGUGUCACCUUGGAGAUGGACGCCUCGCAGAUCCUCCAACAGUCGCCCAUCUUCAAGGACAAGUCGUCCACGUCGUCGUCCUCGUCGCCCGAGCAGAGCAGGUCGGAGAGGGGGACAACAGGGGGCUCCUCAUCCCCCUCCGUCUCCAUCAAUGCUCGAUUAGCAGCUCUUCAGCGGAGUGGGGAGGAUGGCUGGAAGAACCGGGUUAAGAAAGAAGGAAAAGAUGUCAACUCCAAUGUCACACUCCGACCCAAGCCUGUUGGAGGUUUGCGGGAACGACCUGUUAGUCUCAUGGAUAGAAUGUCUGCUCUGGAGACGUCGUCACAACAAUGGCGGGGUCGGAUCACGCAGUCUGAUGCCACGAAGUUUACUGUGGCGCACAAGAUGGCAUCAUCGUCUACAUCAUCAGUACCAUCCAUUGUUGGUGGAAAUAGUCCACUCAUCAUCGUGACCCCAGAGCAGCCAUCCACGCCAAUAGGAAGUCCCCUUUUGGAGCGUAAGAAGAGGUCACCAUGUCAAAAAGUUUUCAAAAGCAAGACUGGAGGAAAUCUUCCAGCACUUUUAAAUAAAUCCAGUCCACUUUCUUCACGAAAGGACUUCAGACGUAGUAUUUCUACUCCAAAUGAUGGAGAAAAGAGAGCUGAAAUACUUGAGGGCACGAGUGUGUCUGUACCUCGGGCCGAUGACGAGUCGUUCACUUCCUUCUUUAGUCGCACCACCUCGACGGAACCCUCACUCUUCCCUGAUGUUGAUGUACCCAUAUUGGAAGAUGCAGAUUUUGAUCUAAUCUCUGAAACUGCAUCCCAGCUUGUGGUAAAGCGGCGUAGUGUACGAGUAACUCGUCGUCAAGUGGCAUCUCGUAACCCAUUGAAGACUUUGGCUGCUCGUGAGGAUCUCAAGUCGGAAUACACUGAAGUAAAGAUGGGUGUAGGUGAGAGGGAACUACGUAGAAUGAAGGUGCAAGAACUUUCCAAAGGCUCACCAAUGGCAGUCGAGGCACUGGCAGGUCUGGCAUCUCGGGAGAACUUCUCCGCUGUAGCUUUGAAGAAAGUUGAAAGCACACCAGUGAUUCGAGAAAUGGCCCCUUACACUUCACUAAUGCUUUUGCAAAUAAAGGGCCGGCGUCAUGCUCAGACAAGAUUGGUUGAACCCAUAGCAUCUAGUAUUAACCAAGGGGAUGACUUUGUCUUAAUAACUCCCACAGACGUAUAUCACUACAAAGGGGAGUUUUCAAAUGUCAUUGAGAGAGCUAAAGCUGCUGAAAUUGCUCAGUACAUUUUACAAAAGAAAGACAUGGGUGUCACUUCUGCUAAGAAUCUUGUAGAAAUGGAUGAAAAUUCUCCAAGUGGAAGAAAAUCUAAAUUCUGGAAAUUACUUGGUGGUGAUGAGACAAGUGAAGGUCAACCAGGAGGCCUACCUGACGAGGAUGAGUAUGUGGAGGCAGCACUUGUAGCCGUCAAUAAAGUUUACGAGGUUCAAGAUGACUCGCUCGUUCCACUUGCAGAUUCCUGGGGACAGAUGCCAAAAAUAGAAAUACUUGUAUCUGAUAAGGUACUCGUGUUUGACUUUGGCUCCGAGCUGUAUAUAUGGGCAGGAAAACGUGCAUGCAGUGAUAAACGAAAAGUUGGUCUGGCAUUAGGUCGGGAACUAUGGGAAGAGCAAUAUGAUUACUCCGAGUGUGACAUUAACCCCAUCGUGCCUAUGACCCCAGUAUCAAAGGCAAAGAUGAAAGGUUCUCGGCCAGAAUGGGGCAUGUGUGCCAAGCUUACAGAAAAUGUAGAAACCAUUCUCUUUAAGGAAAAGUUUAUAGAUUGGCCUGAUCUAGCUCAGCAAUCAAGAAUAAAGGAAGUGAAGAAGGAGCUUGAUCGCCAUGUAGCUCCUGUAUGUGAGCUGCAGCCCUGUGAUGCCAAAAUGAUGCUAGAGGAAUUACCACUUGAACCUGACCUGGUGCUGGAAAUGAGUCACUUGGGUCGUGGGGUGGAAUACUACGACGAAGAGGAGCGACGCCUCUUAAGCAUCUCGACGAAUGAUUUCAAGGUCUGGCAUGUGUCAGAAUAUGGAAAAGUGUUGAUGGAUGCAACGUCCCAUAGUCAUCUACAUGCUGGAGAUACAUAUGUCGUGCGAUGGUACUACCUAAUUACAGCAACGGGCAGAACUCUCAAGGGUGAGCCAUCAAAGCACAAUGUGACUGGUAGGUCACGAGUGGCCUACUUUUUCUGGCAGGGACGCGAAAGCUCUGUGUCCGAUAAAGGUGUGUCUGCUCUAAUGACGGUAGAAUUAGACGAAGAACGUGGCCCUCAUGUACGCGUGUCUAUGGGGAUGGAGCCACCGGCUUUUCUCAAUUUGUUUCAAGGUGGACUUGUGAUACACCAAGGACACAAAGAUGACGAUCAUGCAAAUAAGCAGUGGAAAUUGUUUGUAGUUCGUGGAGAGAUGGAGAAUGAAGGACACUUGGUCGAAUUGGAAGUGAGCUCGACACAUUUGAGAUCCCGUGGUUGCCUCAUCUUGGCCAAUAUGCAAACAGGUGUUAUCCACUUAUGGCAUGGUGCCAAAGCUUUAAAACACACACGCAAGGUUGGCAGCACAGCAGCCCAGAAACUCUCCGAAACAUCAGAUAUUGCAAUGGGAUGGAAGAAAGAUGUCGCCAAAAAGAUCAAGGAACAGUAUGAGGGUGCCGAAUCUCGAGAGUUUUGGGAAGGUUUUGGAGGAUCAUCUUCCAAAAACAAACAUUUCAGUCUCUUAGAAGAUGAUCAUUCUUAUGACUGGACUCCACGUGUAUGGCAGCUAGAACCAACCCACGACUCGUUCCAAGCAACAGAGGUGAUCUGCAGUUACCGAGCAACAUCCUUGCCCAACCCACUGCCUGUUUUACAGCUUGACUUGUACUCGGUUCCUCAACCAGCACUGUUUUUGGUCGAUGCUUGUCACCGAGUAUGGGUGUGGCAAGGCUGGUGGCCUGACGAGACUUCAGAAGGAGAGGACUUCAGUGCAACUGGUUCGGCGGUGCUGCGCUUCAACUUUGCUCGCCGUGCUGCUUUAGAAACGGCACUCAGUUACUGCAAACUUAAGGCCAAAGCUCAAGCAAAGGCCAUUGCUGCAAAAAGCUAUAAAAAGGUCGAGGUUGAUGUUGACGUAGUGGAGCCCCAGCUUGUGGUUGCGGGAUUAGAACCAUUACAAUUUACCAACAUAUUUCCUACAUGGACGCCUAGACCUGAUGUCACUGCCAUCCAAGAGAAGGAGGGAAGGUGGAAACAAGAUGGCCAGUACUUGGUGUCCGACAUCUUAGCCCAGCUCUCUCGUACCGAGUACUCCUUUGCUGAGCUUAUUGUCAAGCCAUUACCAGACGGUGUCGAUCCUCUUCAUCUUGAGGUUUACCUCGGCGAGGAGGAGUUCACGCAGGUCCUUGGCAUGGGCCGUGAAGAAUUUUAUAGCUUGCAGAGCUGGAAACAGACAGAGUUGAAGAAAAAAGCUAAAUUAUUUUAACAAAAAACUGAAUAAAUAAUGCAUUUAAAGCAGUCUUAAAGUAUUGCUGUCAAGAGUGAAUCUCAUGUCAGGAGUAGUCAAUAUCAGAUGAAAAUAGAGGUCAUUGGUCAAAAUUACUAACAUAAUUAAUGUUUAGUAAAUUUUAUUACAAAGCAAAAACUACAAAAAUCAGAAAAAUGUACAUAAAUUUGUGUAUACUGUAAUAAAAUGUAAAGCUUUUAAAUUUGUUGCCCCUUUUUCAUACAAUUUCAACAUGGUUUGGAGCUUUAAAAAAAAUUCUAUUGUAUAUAUGGUGAUAAAAUGUGGCAAAUAUUUUAACAUUGACACGGUUGUGUUGCUCUUCCAUUUCAAUACUAAAAUGUAUACUAAAAUUACUGUAUGUAGUCUGGUGAACACAUUCAGCCUUCAGUUGUACAUGAAAAAGUUUUGUUUGCAUAAGGCUUGUGUGGGUGUAAGAGUCAGUGUUGAUGCGAGUUGGGGGCUUGGAGAGGAUUUUUGCCCAUCCAGUACCCCUCUCCUUUCACCUAUGGCAACUGUUCUAUGUGCCUUUCCACAUGCUAGCAUGCAUUUGUCUGCCAAAUCUUAGUGUCUUCUGCAAAGUGUGACUAAGGUGUCAUAUUAAUCUAUUUUUGACACCUCCCUCCAGUACCUCCAGGCAACAGUCACCUCCAGUAGUGGCCUGAGUUUACCUUGCCAGCCUUACUAAGGACAUUCUGGUGUUUUGACGGUAGUCCUCCAGAUGAAGUAAUAGUCUUGAGUAGGGCUUAACUACCCACUCAAGUGUUGCUCGAGGUGAUGCCUGUGCCUUGAAAUUUAUUUUGGCUCUCCUUUGCGAGUUUCAAAUGUGACCACUCUACAGUAGUCAAACCAAUGCGAGUCUAGUCCAAACCCUGGUAAAGAUGAUGUAUGAGGUUUAGGGUCUGAAUUUUGAAAUUGCUGAACAUGUUAAAUUUGUAAUUUUUUUAAUCAACCAAAAUAUAUUGUAUUACAAGCAAUAGCUUUAUAUGCAGUGCUAAAUUCAGACUUCAUGGGAAAGAAAGAGAUGUUGAAUAUUUCUCUUCCUGUUGCUGUAACAGGUGGGGGGGGAAAUUUUGUGACAUCUAUUAAAUCCUGUGGUGCCUCUGGUUAGGAAGUUUGUACAUAACUGAUGCAUUUGUAUCUUAUAUUAUGCUGACCUUUAUAGAUAUACUAAGUUGUAUUGCUAUUGCAAAUGGUUAUAUAAUCCUGUAAAUAUAAAAUGCCUCUUUUUUUGUAAUUUUGCUACUUUGUGACAUGUACAGACCAUUUCCCUUUCUAGUGUCAGCAUGUUCAAUGUUCUCCUGACCCUACCAAGCUCACUGAAGCUUAGAAUGUUAGGUUAGUGAUUCUCAUGUGUGCAACUCUGCUUGGUUUUGUGAUACUUUCAUCCUAAAUGAAACCAAGUCAAGAAGUGUUGUUAUACAAGUCCAAUUAAAUUUUGUUUAGAACGGAUUUUAAUUGGAGGUCAGCUUUAUAUGCAAUAAUUAUUUAAAAACAUUUUUCAUAUUGUAUAACAGUUAUUGAAAACGUAUCUGAUAAGAAAUUUAUUAUUGUAUAGUUUCUCUCCUAUUUCUUCCAGAUUCUCAGUGUGACUGCCCAGGCCAAAGACCCGCUGGCAGUCUGGGUAAUGGGGUUUUGCUCACCUUUUGAGGGGGUACUUAAUCAGUAAUUGACAACCAAUAGUAAAUAUUUGUAGGUCUUUUAUUUUAAUAUAUGUAAACUAUGUUUAAUAAAUUAUUGGAUAUUAAUGUAUCCCUCAAGGGUUGUUUUAAGAAUUAUGACAUGAAAGUCAUAAUUACUGAGACGUGUUUAACCUCUACAAGUUGCUAACUAUAUUUUGUUAUGCAGUUUUGCCCAUAUAUAUAUAAUUUGGCACUUUUUUGUAAUUAAUUUAGUGGUUUCUUCAUUAACCACAUUUUAAAUGUACAUAGAAAUCUUCAUGUAAUUUAUGCUAAAUACAUGUGUCUUUCCACUA
Molecule: messenger RNA, 18339 nt
Organism: Procambarus clarkii (red swamp crayfish)
Lineage: Eukaryota; Metazoa; Arthropoda; Malacostraca; Decapoda; Cambaridae
Source: RefSeq, a predicted model, not a curated record